Penicillium bovifimosum is the source of this 1119-nucleotide messenger RNA. RefSeq lists its product as uncharacterized. The transcript has 3 exons. The coding region runs from base 1 to 1119 and encodes 372 amino acids. Lineage: Eukaryota; Fungi; Ascomycota; Eurotiomycetes; Eurotiales; Aspergillaceae. The record is from RefSeq and is a predicted model, not a curated record.
AUGGAAGGGCUUGAGCUUGUCUCUGACCUAAAGAGGAGUUCAAGCAGCUGUGAUGGGCUUGAACUUGUCUCUGACCUAAAGAGGAGUUCAAGCGGCUGUGAUGGGCUUGAAGUGGCUUCUGGUUUCGGGCGAUGGCCAAAGAGCUAUGAGGGUCUCGAGGUUGUUGUUGAACCGGGAAAGGAAGUCCCAAUCAGCAGGGAGGAAGCAUAUUAUGUAUCUGGACCGGACAGAGCGGGAACAAGCAUAUCUGAUGGCACACCUGAUGAUGGUCCGAAAAAAACUGAUACGACAAAGGGUGCCAAAAGAGUAUGCGGACUCCGACCUACCGUGUUUCGGUCUCUAUUAGCAGUCUCAAUAUUACUUGUGAUUGCUGCUGCGGUAGGAUGUGGGGUCGGGGGAUCAUAUCUGAUCAACAAGAUAAAAACCCGGGGCUCUGACCCAGUGACGUCCGGAUCUAAUACCACCUCUACCUCUGCAUUGCCCAUCAGCGGUACAUCCGACAGCAGCACGACCUCAACGACAUCCGAAGCUGACAAGGGUUCCAAAAUGCCAAUAACAACCGGAGCAUCUUCUUCAGAAACCACAACCGUUUCCAAGCCAUCCAAAACAUCAUCAGCGCCCGUCACAUCAGGCACGACGGGGACAGCUGCAAAUCCAUGUCCCGGUCAGAAUAUGACCACAGUCACCGGCUCUGAUGGAUCGGUAUUUACGUUGCUGUGUGCCGUUGACUGGCCCAGUGGUGGUCGAAUAGCAUAUGGCGAUGGCGAAGUCAGUGACUUGACGAGAUCGACUGAAUACGACUUGAAAUCCUGCAUUUCACAGUGUGUGGAGUGGAAUACGGAGAAUGAUGUGAAAUGCAAGGGAGUCGCCUACUCUGCGAAUUUGACAGCUUCGUUCGAGGGUGGACAGGAUGGGAAUUGCUUCUUGAAGGAUAGUGUUGGCAGCUCCAUGCUUGUGCUAUCGGGGCUUAGUGGCAUGCUUGGUCUUGCUGUCUUAGUGUAUACCGAAAGCAAGGGAAGUGUGCGUACCCUACCUGCCCCGGUCACUGAGAAGAAAGACCUCAAAUUUAACAUAGUUGACAGCAUGAUAACAACCUGCUGCCUCACAUUAGGGUUCUAG